AUGACUGAUAAUGUUAAUUUAGACGAAUAUGAUGACGAACAAGUUAAAUUAAUGCAAGAAAUGUGUAUUGUCGUUAACGAAAAGGAUGAAAAAAUUAGUGCAGAUACCAAGAAAAAUUGUCAUUUAAUGGAGAACAUCAAAAAGGGACUUUUACAUCGAGCAUUUUCGGUAUUUCUCUUUGAUUCUGAAAAUAAAUUAUUAUUGCAACAACGUGCCAGUGAAAAAAUUACAUUUCCUGAUUGUUGGACAAAUACUUGCUGUUCUCAUCCUUUAAAUACUCCUUUGGAAUUGGAAGAAACAGCUCAAAUUGGAGUACGUCGAGCAGCUCAAAGAAAAUUAGAACAUGAAUUGGGCAUUAAACCAGAAAAGGUUCCUCUUGAUGAUCUCGUGUUUUUAACUAGAGUUCAUUAUUUAGCUCCUUCAGACGGACUUUGGGGCGAACAUGAAAUUGAUUACAUACUUUUCAUUCGAGGAAAUUUUACUCUAAAUGAUCUUGCAGUUAAUAAAAAUGAAGUUAGUGCCGUUGAAUUUUUAUCUCCGGAAGAAUUACGUCAAAAAUUCAAUAACCCUGGCAAUUUGAAAUUUACUCCGUGGUUUAAACUUAUUUGUGAGAAUUUCUUGUUUAAAUGGUGGAAAAAACUGGAUGAUUUAGAAUCAAGCAAAGAUAUUUUAACAAUCCAUAAAUUAGGUUUUUAA
Molecule: messenger RNA, 696 nt
Organism: Funneliformis mosseae
Lineage: Eukaryota; Fungi; Glomeromycota; Glomeromycetes; Glomerales; Glomeraceae
Source: the annotation of a GenBank genome assembly